This is a messenger RNA of Spizellomyces punctatus DAOM BR117, 1415 nucleotides long. RefSeq lists its product as uncharacterized. NCBI's taxonomy places the organism in Eukaryota, Fungi, Chytridiomycota, Chytridiomycetes, Spizellomycetales, Spizellomycetaceae. The record is from RefSeq and is a predicted model, not a curated record. The transcript has a single exon. The coding region runs from base 12 to 1370 and encodes 452 amino acids.
UGAACACCAUCAUGACGCCCUCCAAUUCCCAUGUCUUGACUCUCUGCUUGCUAUUACUCACCCUAACAAGCCUAUUAUCAACAUCAGCAACACCCUUCAACACUCGUUACGAGCUUGACCCGUCGUCCCUCCACACCCACACCCCUCGCUACCACCGUACAAGUGCCCGACCUCACAAGCGUCAACACUCCCCAACUCCACCAUCAAAUAAGAGCAUCAUUUUGGACUUUCAAUGUAACCUUCCUGGUCAAGUAUCCACUUGGGACAACGAAAAGGUUGGGUUGCCGCGAGAAAGUGACAAUACGUGUACAAAAGCCCAUGCCACCUUUCUACGUGCCAUUGAAAGAUUACAAAGGGUGAUUUAUUUUCAAAUACCUAUUCGACUUCAAGCUCGCUUUGCCUCGCUCUGUCCGUCCGACUCUACUAUCGCCUCCUGCCGCGCCAAAAUGGAUGUUUUGGGAUCCGCUGGGCCAUCAGCAUGGCAUGGAUGGGAUCCAUCUGCGGCACAGGCGCUGGGUGUAGACCCAGACUAUCUGUACCCAUCUGCAUUGGCAAAGCAGUACGCUCCUGAUGAGUUUGAUGGGCAAACACCAGACAUCUCUGCCUCAUUUAAUUCGGAUCCGUUGUGGUGGUUUCCGACCAUAGAACACCCUAUAGGGUCCCCGAAUGAUAACGAAUGGAAUGCAGAUCAGGCUUGGACGAAGCAAUGGGGAAACAUUCAACAGUACCUUCCUGUUAAACUAAAAGGCAAAGUAUUCGAUUUCGAGCAAAUCGUUCUGCACGAACUCAUACACGGUCUCGGGUUCAUUUCAUCGUGGUAUACCUGGAUUGACGGUGACAGUAUUCUACCCUCAUCUUUGGAUACAGCAGCCAAUGGAACAGUGCUGGGGCUGACGAAACCGUAUCUAUUUAAUAAGUGGAUGGCAGAUACGGCCAAUGGUGUGUGGAUGAAAGAGUAUGAAGCUCAGAUAAUUGCAGCCGCAUAUCAGAUUGCACAAACACUUCCGGACGACGCAAUAUGGACGCAGGCGUUCAAGGCGUCAGAUGCAUAUAAGCUUCCAGUAAGACUGUUUGACACAAUUGCGACGACCCCUGGCGCAAUUGCCAUAUACUACCCUGUGCGCUCAUACGUCGAUAAUGUUGUGCUACGGUACGCCGUCUUGCAUACCCCAUCCGAAUUCUCAGAUGGUAGCACGUUCAGCCAUGUGGAUUCAGGAGCAUACUCUGGCACGGGGUCAUAUUUGAUGAGACCCUUUGGCACACCCUCGACGGGAUUAGACGCUAUGCGACCGGUUGGUGAACCGAUAGAUGAGGUGGUUUUGGGGAUUCUAAGAGCCAUGGGAUAUGCAACUGCGUUGACACCUUUAUAGAUAGUGUAGAUACAGAUCUUGUUCUUAUUGCCCACGAAGAGGCCA